Vitis vinifera (wine grape) is the source of this 1103-nucleotide messenger RNA. RefSeq names its product cellulose synthase-like protein G1. NCBI's taxonomy places the organism in Eukaryota, Viridiplantae, Streptophyta, Magnoliopsida, Vitales, Vitaceae. Gene Ontology annotation, biological process: cellulose biosynthetic process; plant-type primary cell wall biogenesis. The coding region runs from base 414 to 848 and encodes 144 amino acids. Gene Ontology annotation, molecular function: cellulose synthase (UDP-forming) activity; mannan synthase activity. Gene Ontology annotation, cellular component: plasma membrane; trans-Golgi network. The record is from RefSeq and is a predicted model, not a curated record. The transcript is spliced from 3 exons.
UUUACCAUUUUCUUUACUGAAAACCCUAAAUUUUCACUCUCCAUUGAAAACCCUAACUUUUGGAAGACAAGAAAGAAGAGAGAAAGAAGGGGGAGAGCCACCGUUCUUAGAGAGAAAGAAGAGAAGAGAAAAAUGCAGGUUUUUUUUCAUCUUGCCCAGAUUACAUCAAAGGUCUGAUCCCACUUCAUCCGUGGUCUGAUCGAGCUAAAAUUUGGAGGAAAGUUUCAUGACUCAUUCAUCUUCAAUCUGAACGGUGAGGAUCGGAUUUGGAGUUUUGGAAAGUCAUUAGAAAGAAAGAGGAGAAGAGAGAAAAACACAGGUUUUUCUCAUCAUACCCAGAUUUCAUCAAAUGUCCGAUCUCGCUUCGUUCGUGGUCGGAUCGAGUUGAAAUUUGGAGGAGAGGUUCGUGGCUCAUGUAUCUUCAAUAUGAACGGUGGAGAUUGGAUUUGGAGUUUCGGACAGUCAUUAGAGAGAAAGAGGAGAAGAGAGAAAAACGCAGGUCUUUUACAUCAUGCCCAGAUUUCAUCAAAGGUUCUGUUGGAGGGUGGCAAGGACAUGGACAUCACUGGCCAUACAAUACAAUGCCCGACCUCGUCCAUGUAUCCAGAGAGAAAAGGCCCGGUUCACCCCACCAUUUCAAGGCUGGUGCCCUUAAUGUCCUGAUUCGAGUAUCGGCCACCAUGACCAAUGCCCCAGUAGUCCUGACUCUCGACAGCGACAUGCACUCAAAUGAUCCACAAACACUACUUCGCGCACUGUGUUAUCUCUUGGACCCUGAUAUGGAUCCAAAUCUCGGGUUCGUUCAGUUUCCUCAAACCUUCCAUGGGAUCAACAAGAAUGAUAUUUAAGGUGGCGAGUGUAGACAUGUGUAUCGAAUUCAUACCAUUGGAAUGGAUGGCCUAGCAGGUCCUAUACAUGUAGGGACUGGAUGUUUUUUCUGGGCGAGAAGUCUUCUCCGGUGGCCCAUCCAGACCCCCGGACUGAGCUCAGACCAUCCAGACCCCACAAAAAGCUUCUUAAUUUUGAAAUCAAUCAGCUUUCAAGCAUACCCAAAACCUUUUUAUUAUAAUUUUUUCCAAGCCAAACAAUCCAUUGGAGGAAUG